Messenger RNA from Beta vulgaris subsp. vulgaris (sugar beet), 1555 nucleotides. RefSeq names its product monooxygenase 3. The transcript is spliced from 6 exons. Lineage: Eukaryota; Viridiplantae; Streptophyta; Magnoliopsida; Caryophyllales; Amaranthaceae. The record is from RefSeq and is a predicted model, not a curated record. Gene Ontology annotation, molecular function: FAD binding. Bases 74 to 1420 code for a protein of 448 amino acids.
GUCUCUCUUUUUUGUGCACUUGACGUACAGUACUUCACUUCCUGAACAACACUUCAGAAAAACUUUCAAAAAUAUGUCAUCAAAAACUUUAUCAUCUCUUCUUCUUGCCCAAAAUUUAUUUUCACCUUCAUAUAAUCAUCAAAGAGUAACAUACCUAUACCCCACUAACAAAUUUAUUCCCUACAAACCACAAAAUGGACAUAAAUUCUUCUGUCUAUCAAACUCAAAUUCUGAUACCCGGAAUGAAGAAGUAGUCAUUGUUGGUGCUGGAAUUGCUGGGCUUGCCACCGCUCUCGCUCUUCACAGGCUUGGAAUACCAUCAACGGUUCUGGAGCAAUCAGAUUCCUUAAGAACAGGAGGGACAUCACUUACUCUCUUCAAAAAUGGGUGGAGAGUAUUGGAUGUACUUGGUGUUGGAGAUGAACUUAGGAGCCAAUUUUUUGAAAUUCAAGGGUUGUCAAUAAAAUCAGAUGAAGGGAAAGAGCUCCGGUCUUUCGUGUUCAAAGAUGUGGAUCCCAGUCAAGAGGUACGUGCAGUAGAGAGGGGAGUUCUUCUCCGGACUCUUGCUGAUGAACUACCCCCGAAUUCUGUGCAUUUCUCGUCCAAGUUGGCUAAGAUUCAAACAGAUCAAGGAACAGGGGAAACCAAACUAGAGUUGACUAAUGGAGCUAAAUUAUCAGCCAAGAUUGUAAUAGGAUGUGAUGGAAUCCGGUCUCAAUUAGCUCAGUGGAUGGGUUUUCCAGAGCCUAAGUAUGCAGGCCAUUGUGCUAUCCGGGGGAUGGCAGUAUAUAAUGAAGGGCAGCCUCAUCAACCACAAGUGAGUUACAUCUAUGGAAGAGGAAUAAGAGCUGGAUUUGUUCCUGUUUCGCCAACCAAAGUCUAUUGGUUCAUCUGCUACAACAGAAGCUCUCCAGGUCCUAAGGUUUCUAAUCCACUGGAGGUGAAGAGAGAAGCACUUGAUUUAGUCAAAAACUGGCCUUCCGAAUUGCUGAACACCAUAGAUCUUACACCUGAGGACACGAUCAUAAGAUCAGCUCUUGGGGACCGGUGGCUAUGGCCCGCUCUAACUCCUCCUGUCUCAAAAGGAGGCGUAGUACUAGCUGGAGAUGCCUGGCACCCAAUGACUCCCAACCUCGGACAAGGUGGAUGUUGUGCCUUGGAGGAUGCAGUUGUCUUGGCAAAGAAGCUCUCAGGAGCAAUGAGAAACGGUCAAGGGUCAAUCGAGGAUGCGAUGAGAUCAUACGGCGAUGAGAGGUGGACCCGUGUAUUUCCCUUAACAAUCCGGGCAAACUUUGUUGGCGGACUCCUCCAGUGGGAGAACCCAUUGGUUUGUGCUGUGAGGAAUGGCUUUGUCAUACCUAAGGUAGCUCAGAUAGGACCUCUGCUGGAGCAUACAAAUUUCGCUUGUGAAUCUCUGUAAAGGUGACGAUACUCAUAUAGAUUUAACAGUCUCCAACUGUAUUUUGGAGGAGAAAAAGGGAUAUAGUCAAGAUAUAUACUCACAAAUUAUAUUAGACAUGCAUAUAUAACUAUCUUAUUCUUAUUACAGUCGCAA